Gadus morhua (Atlantic cod) is the source of this 2516-nucleotide messenger RNA. It is a transcript of the gene padi2, whose product is annotated as peptidyl arginine deiminase, type II. Gene Ontology annotation, cellular component: nucleus; cytoplasm. Lineage: Eukaryota; Metazoa; Chordata; Actinopteri; Gadiformes; Gadidae. Gene Ontology annotation, molecular function: calcium ion binding; protein-arginine deiminase activity. The transcript has 16 exons. The coding region runs from base 81 to 2168 and encodes 695 amino acids. The record is from RefSeq and is a predicted model, not a curated record.
UUACACGCAGGGAGGUUGAAUAAAACUGCAGCAAGCAUCACACCUAUGCCAUUGCUAAGCUGAGGCAGCCACCCAUCAACAUGAGCCACCAGGAGAUUCUCGGGAAGCCUGUCUUCCACCACUGCAUCGGGAGAUGUCCCUUCGUGGACAGCGGUGCGUUCCAGCGGACCGUGAGGCUGGACGUCCACCACCGCCAGAGCGUGGUUCAAGUUAUCGGGACGGUUCUGAAGGCGAGCUUGAGCAGGAGCGCUCCUCCGAAGUCCAAGGCCUUCAACGUCCAAUGCACGCCCAAUGUCCGGUUCAGCAUCAGCCCCACCCCGGUCCCGGGCCCCUCCCCUUCCCCCGCCCCCCUGCCACUGAACAACAACACCCUGCUGUUCAUCGUCAUGAAGGAAGCCAGUAUGGUUGAGAGUGACAGCAAGCUGUCCGUCACCUACUAUGGAGACAACACGGAGGUCCUUGGGAAGGCCGUGCUUCACCUCACCGCCAUCGAGGUGUCACUGGACGUAGAUGCCGACAGGGAUGGUGUUGUUGAGAAGAACAACCCGCACAAGGGGGCAUGGACAUGGGGCCCUGAAGGACAUGGGGCCAUUCUAUUGGUCAACUGUGACUCUGAACAAUUCUAUCAUAAAACUCCGGACAGUGACCGGAAACACAUCACAGCAGUCUCUGAUCUGAAUGACAUGUCGCCCAUGGUUCUGCGGACCAAGGGUCCGGCCCAGCUGCCCCCAGGGUACAAGCUGACCCUGCACAUCUCUCGGGGGGACGCCGAGAAGGUCCGAGUCUUCAGGUCCACGGCUGGAGACAUGCUUAGCCGCUUUUUGGGCAAGGUGUUCUUCCCUGACUUUGUGAAGCGCUACCCGCUGGUGCUGGACGAUCAGGUGCUCUCCCAGGAGGUGCCCUACCAGGAGGAGACGAAGCUCUACGUGGAGGGCCUCCGCUUCCCAGACAAAGACUUCGACGGGCUGCUCAAAAUACACCUCAGUCUGCUGGAGCCCAUCUCUGAGGACUUCCCAGAGACCCCCAUCUACACUGACACCGUGGUGUUCAGGGUUGCCCCCUGGAUCAUGACCCCCAACACCCUCGAGCCCGUGGAGGUUUUCGUCUGCAGCACAAAAGAUAACUACCCGUUCCUGAAGGGGAUAACUGGCCUGGCGAAGAAGAACAACUACAAGCUGAAGGUGUGCUACGAGUACAAGAACCGAGGAGAUCGCUGGAUGCAGGAUGAGCUGGAGUUCGGCUACAUCGACUCCCCUCACCAGCACUUCCCCGUGGUUCUGGAUUCUCCUCGGGACGGGGACCUCAAGGACUUCCCCUACGACGAACUGCUGGGCAAAGACUUCGGCUAUGUGACGCGAGUGCCCGAGGACGAAGAGGUCAACAGCCUGGACUCCUUCGGUAACCUGGAGGUCAGCCCGCCCGUCACAGUGAACGGUAAACACUACCCACUGGGCCGGAUCAUCAUCGGCGUGGCCUUUCCUACGUCAGCUCACGGUCGCAACAUGACCAAGGUGGUCCAGGACUUCCUGUGGGCCCAAAAGGUCCAGGAGCCGGUGGCUCUGUUCUCUGAUUGGCUCUACGUCGGUCAUGUGGAUGAAUUCAUGACCUUCGUUCCAGCACCCGGCCCUAAGGGUUUCCGUCUGCUGCUGGCCAGCCCAGACGCAGGCUACAAGCUGUUCAAAGGCCUGCAGAACGAUGGGCACGGAAAGGCCAAGAUCUUUGAUGGUCUGGGACCAGAUGAAGAAAUAUCAGUGGACGAAAUACUGGACAACGAACGUCUUAAAUCUGAAAACGAUUAUGUACAGAACUGCAUCGACUGGAACAGAGACGUGCUGAAGAGAGAGCUAGGAUUGGAUGAUGAUGACAUCAUCGACCUGCCUAUCCUCUUCAAGCUGAUGGAAGACAACCGGGCGGUGGCGUAUUACCCUGACAUGGUGAAUAUGAUCGUGUUGGGCAAGGAGCUGGGCAUCCCUAAGCCCUUUGGGCCCAAGGUGGACGGUCGAUGUGCCCUAGAGGCAGAGAUGACCUCCCUGAUGGAGGCGCUGGGUCUGAACUGCACUUACAUCGACAACUUCGCCUCCUACCACAAGCUCCUCGGAGAGGUGCAUUGCGGGUCCAACGUCCGCCGGAAGCCUUUUGAGCUCAGGUGGUGGAACCUGGAGAUGUGAGCCCGGUAACCGGGGCGACAACCGAUGGUCGGUUUCUGAAUCACCGAAGUUCGGUCGCACUAGUAGAUUAGAGGGAGCUUCGGAAAGUACAACUAUAAUAUUUUCAAGUAUAAUAUUUCUAUAUGAGACGAGCUUUGUUUGACACUAAGUACAAUGUUGGUAUGUUAACAUUUCAUUUCAAGUUUGAAACGUGUCAGAACUACCCCUGGUAUAUCUUGACCUGAAUAAGCCUUUAACAUGCCUUAAGUCAUUUCAUUCAACCCAAUGUGAAGUUGGCAGAUUAGAUAUCACCUGAGUUCAACAUGUUUCUCCAUUUUUAUUAAAGAUUUUUGCUCUUAUUUACAAAAA